AUAAUAUACAGUAUUUUCAAAUAAGAUAACAAAUAUAAGUAAAUAGAUGUGUUGGAGACGGUCCAGCAGCGUAUUAAUCAGCAGCUUAUGAAUUUGUCGGUCUUUUGUUGCUUUUGUGUCACCACAAGGUGCAGCCGCUCUGCUUCAUUGAUCUCGUUCACAUACUCAGUGUUUGUAAAUGAGCUCACUCUCGUGCACUGUGCUGCGUCAGCCUCGGCUUCUCCCUGCUGCUGCCGCCUCUCUUGGCACCUCCAGGCCGUUGGUGCUUUGGGCGGAUUUUCUUUUACAUCACACUUCUCUUCACUAUACAUGACGUAACGUCGCCUCGCCUCUUUAUAGAGCCACUACAGCAUAACUUCAGCUUCCUGUCUGUCUCUGUAUAUGUAGUUGGUCUUGUUCUGCAUGUAACACUUGAGAAACCUGACUUUCCGACACCGCCCCUGAAGUCUUGACUCUUUAACCCUUGUAGUAUGAGUAACCAUUGUGAAAAUACAUGUAUUGACCUUCUGGGCUGUAAUGUUAUUGUCAGGAAUAUGUUUAAGAAUGAAGCAUUAACUGAGAUAACUGUAACUGGGCCAGGAUCUCUGCUCUAAUACAGUAAUGUAUUUUAUAUAGUGCAAAUAGUCUGUGUAGCACUUUUAAACAAAAAUAACACAAUUUGAAGUUUUUUUUAAUAUAAUGACAUUAAUUUAAUUCAGCUUUUUUAAAUGAACUAUUAUUUAGAUGUCACACUCUAGCUCUAUAUAUAAAGAUUGACAACACGAGGGUUUCCCAAAAGUGAAGCUUAAGUGUCUUGAUCGCCCCCUGGUGGCUGCAGUACUGGUCAUAAACCCGCCUCUUGCAUGUUUGUGGAGUUCACAUCAAGCCAUUUUUACUCAAAGAUGCUUUCUGUCAUUUUAGGACAUUCUAAUCACAUUGGUGUAUGUUCAACUGCUUAUCGUUCAAUGCUAUUGGAUGCUAUUAAAUCACACCUGCGCCUCGCGGUGACAUAAAUGUUCCUUUUCAAGGUCUGUCAUUGUUUUUAGUUUUAUUUGUGAAUAUAACUGCAGGGUCCUUGCCACCUCCCCGAUCCCCCCACAGCCACCCCCUUACUCACAUUAACCCUGUGUCUGUUUCCCCUCCCCUCUCCCUCCUCCUCUUCAACAACCACUCUUCCUCUCCUUGUCUCUCUCCUCCUCUCCCCCCCUCUCCCUCUACACGCCCCAUCUGCCUAACUCCAGUUUCAUGUAAGUUGGUUCCAUUCAUUUAGACUUUUAUCUCAGGGCUGGGUAUUGUAGAAACAUGUUUUGUUGUUAUUUUCUUUAGACGUCUACCAAUUGUUAUUGGUAAAACAGUUAUUAUGAAAUUUGUGUUUUUAUUGUGAGUUGUUAUUAGGUAUACAUUUGUGUUUAGCGAUACCCAGCCCUAUUUAUACCUGAUGGUGUAUUUGUUAUAAAUGUACUGGUAUGAAUAUCAUUCCGUUCACCUACCUACAUGCAUACAUUACGAAAAACACCUGCAUGCCUUUUUUGAUUUGGUUUUUCUCGGGUCAAUCGUUCCUCAGGCUUAAUUUCAGCUCAGGGCCACAUGUUGCUCACGGCGGGUUUGACAGUUUUGGAGGUUUUUGAUCCAGAAUCUUCCUCUGCAUUAAUCCACAGUUCAUCCACUUACACACAAUGCUGCAAUGGGAACUCUGAUUUGUACAUUUGUUUUCUGCUAUUAUGUAAUUCGUGAAUUUGAUUUACUCAUUUGUUACUAAGUUUGACCACUGUGGAUUGGCAUUGUGAAAUUACAACCAGAUUUUUAUUUAUUUAACCCUUCCUUUCACUUUAAUAGUUUUGUUGUAAUCCUCCUAACACAUAGACAAAGACACAAACAGUAAUCAAAGCAUUACCUACUGGAAACAGAUCUAACAUGCUGCCAAACUUCAUAUUAGGGCUUUUAUGUAGUAGACCUUCCAGCAGAAUUGAAUGUAACAUUGUACUAUUAUAAAUCUUGUGAGUUAGAUUACCAGUGAAAUUCUAACUAUAAUUUAUGUUGGAUCUAAUCUGGCUCAGAUCUUUCGCCUGGUCUAAAGAAGGCUCUUGUUAACACAGCAGAAAGAAAAGUGGACAACCAGCACAUGCUGCACUACAUCCGAGAUAAGACGGCGGUCCCAUAUUUCAGCAACCUGGUGUGGUUUAUCGGCAGCCAUGUCCUCGAAUUGGACAAGUGUGUGCAGACAGAUGAAGAACAUAAGAACCGGGGAAAGUUAAGUGACCUGGUAGCGGAGCACCUGGACCACCUCCACUACCUCAACGACAUCCUCAUCAUCAACUGUGAAUUCCUAAAUGACGUGCUGACGGACCACCUCCUCAACCGUCUGUUCCUGCCCCUCUAUGUGUACUCAUUGGUCAUCCCUGAGACGUCCGAGGAGCGAAAGAUCAACCCUCAGGUGUCCUUGUACCUUCUGUCCCAAGUGUUUCUGAUCAUCCACUAUCGGCCACUGGUCGACUCCCUGGCCGAUGUUAUCCUCAACGGGGACCUGUCUGUCUUCACCCCACAGACAGACAUACACAGCACACAUAAGAGCACGGCCAGUGCGGGAGGCCUGCGUCGGUUCACCAAGCCCUCCGAGUCUCUGGAGCGCUCCCUGGAGCUGUCCCGCAACCGUGGACACAAGAGAACCCAAAAGAGACCGAACUACAAGAACCUGGGCGAGGAAGAGGAUGAGGAAAGAGCCGGCGGAGGGGGAGGAAGCGGAGGACUUGGAGGAGAGGAGACCUGGGAUGACAAUGGCAGAGGAGAGAGGGAUGGAGGCCGGGAGAAGGGAAAAGGUACAGAGGGAGGAGGAGGAGGAGGUGGGAGUUCUAAGGGAAGCAGAGCAAGUGGGGAGACAGCGGAAGAGAUAGAGAUGGUGGUGAUGGAGAAGUGUAAGGUGUCUGAGCAGACUGAGCAGAACAUCACUGAUGAGGAGAAGACGGCUGCAGCCACUCGCACAUGUGCACAGAGAAGCAGACCGUUUUUGGACAUGGUGUACAGUGCCCUCGAUUGUGCCAACGAUGACUACCACGCCCUGUUUGUCCUCUGCCUGCUUUAUGCUGUGUCACACAGCAAAGGUAUAAACCGUGAUCUUCUGGAGCGGCUGCAGCUGCCAGUUCCUGACCAGGAGAAGAGCUGCUACAGCCUGGUGCUGGCAGAGAGACUGAUCAGAGUCAUGAGCCAGGCAGCACAACCAGACGGUAAAGUGCGUCUAGCUACACUGGAGCUGAGCUGCCUUUUGUUGAAGCAGUCAGUGCUGUCUGGAAACCUCUGUAUAAUCAAAGACGUCCAUCUGGCCUGCUUGGAGGGUGCCAGAGAAGAAAGUCUGCAUUUACUGCGGAGGUUUUACAAGGGAGAGGAGAUCUUUCUGGACAUGUUUGAGGAUGAAUACAGAAGCAUGACGAGUAAACCUCUCAACGUGGAGUAUCUAAUGAUGGAUGCCUCGGUGCUGCUGCCACCCACGGGCACACCUUUGACUGGCAUCGACUUUGUAAAGAGACUUCCGUGUGGAGACGUGGAGAAGACGCGCAGGGCGAUCCGGGUGUUCUUCAUGCUGCGCUCGCUGUCUCUUCAGCUGCAGGGAGAACCUGAGACACAGCUGCCUCUGACCAGACCUGAAGACCUAAUCAAAACAGAUGAUGUGUUGGACCUCAACAACAGUGACCUCAUCGCCUGUAUGGUGGUCAGUAAAGAUGGCGGCCAGGCCCAGAGGUUCCUCGCUGUAGACGUGUACCAGAUGAGUUUGGUCGAGCCAGAAACCAAACGCCUCGGCUGGGGUGUAGUCAAGUUCGCUGGCCUCCUGCAGGACAUGCAGGUGUCUGGUGUUGAGGACGACAGCAGAGCGUUGAACAUAAUCAUCCAUAAGCCCAUCUCCAACCCCCACGCCAAGCCCCUGCCCAUCCUCCAGGCCAACUUCAUCUUCGCUGACCACAUCCGCUGCAUCAUCGCCAAGCAGCGGCUGGCCAAGGGGCGCAUCCAGGCCCGCCGCAUGAAGAUGCAAAGGAUCGCCGCUCUGUUGGACCUGCCAGUGCAGCCCGGUGCCACAGAGGUUCUGGGUUUUGGUCAGACAUCCAACGCUUCGCCCAGCGGCCUCCCUUUCCGAUUCUACGAGCAGUCAAGACGGGCCCCCAACGACCCCACAGCAGCUAGAUCAGUCUUCGGCUCCGUGGAUAAAGUUCCAGGUUUUGCGGUGGCUCACUGUGUGUCGCAGCACAGUCCCUCGCCCCUCUCCUCCCCCUCGCCUCCCUCCAGUGGGAGUGGCAGCACAGGGAGAUGUGACUCUGUGACUGCAAGUACUGUAUCAGCUCAAAGCCCGACAGAUGACGGCACUUUUUUGGAGCACACUCCACCCUCCUCCUCAGGUGGAGAAGGAGAAGGUGGAGGCGGGGAAGUAAUUCUACUCUCCUCUACUCCUUCAAACCCAGUCCCUGCUCACGCCCUAGCCCCGAGCCUCACCCCGGCCUCCCAGCCCAACAUCUCCCUCCUCACCGACAACAGCGCCGACACCCUCAGCGUGGAGUCACUCACGCUACUGCCCCCUUCCGACUCGCCGCACCUGCACCCAUGCGCCAGCCACGUUCCCGCAACGCACUUCCUCCAGAGACCAGAUGCCUCCAUCGCAGAGGAGGAGGAGGAGGAGAAUGAGGAGGAGACAGAAGGAGACAGGAAAGGAGGGCAAAGAGACGUGGAGGAGGGAUCGCCGAUGGAUGCGAAGGUCAAAGAGGACACCGCCACGUCAGAGUUGGCCACACCCACUGAGGAGGAGCCAGAGGGAGGAGAUGAACCAGAAGGUGAGGACACUCCUCUAGAGGCGGAGCUUUCUGCUGCAGAGCCACUAAGAAGAGACGACUCUGUGGAGAACUCAGAAGAUGCAGACUCACCUGAACUGGAUUAAACAACAACACUUAACUUCAUCUCACACACACACACACACACAGGACAGGAGAGUGUGAUAGUGAAACUAUCUGGUGCGGCUACAGUAUAUUUUCAUGUUGCGACUUGUUGGAAUUGUGUGAUGUGGAUAAAUCAGGAGGCUUUGGAAGCCUUUGUGUUUGCACAUGAAGACCGACUCCUUUAAUGCACAGACAGAAGACAAGUCUAGACCCUGGUCGAACUCAAGGAAGGCUCAAAGCACAUUCGGCUUUUUGUGCACUCGAGUGUGUUCAGUCGUGCGUGUGCGAGUGUUUUUAAGCACGCGUGUGUCGAUACACACAACCAGCAAAGUUUUUUACUCAUUCUGAUUGAUUGUCAGCUCAGAGACACACAAACACACAUAAACCUAAUUUUGUGUUUAAUAUUCACACAACAGUUUUCACAACUAUUGUUUUGUGGUGAUGGUCACUACUAUGCUAAUACACAUACACACACACACACACACACACACACACACAGUACACACGGUCCACACUGAGUCAGCUGCACUUGCCUUUCAACCUUUGCAUGUCGCACCCAUUUGCAGUUACUGCCACCCAGGAGUGCCAGCGGGUCGGAGUGCGCGUGAUCUGCUUUCGGUUUGAUUCUCAUUCUUCCAUGUGUAAAGUAACGAUCCAUUCAUUUGCCACUUCCUGAUUGGUGUUUAUUAUAGAAUAUAUAUAUAUAUAUAUAUAUAUAUAUAUAUAUAUAUAUAUAUAUAUAUAUAUAUAUAUAUAAAUAUCAAAUCAUCUCGACCAAUCAGGCGGCACUUCUCUGAGACUGUCUACAUUCAUUCGAUGUUAACCGAAGUUUUUUUUUUUUUCAAAGUGGUCGUCUUGUGCACUGCUGGUAAAUAUUUGGAUAAAUUCCUGUGGGAAUGUGACAUGAGGUGUGUGAACGCUGCUUUUUACUGGUGAUUAACCAGCACACAGUCGGUUUCCAGCAAUUCACAUAUGCAACAACAAUUGAUUUAACUUCGAUCUCCCUUUUGCUUUUAUUCCAACUUCCAUUUCAAAUCACCACGUGGUUUUGCAAAGAGUGCUUUCACCCGUCAGCAGCCUGAGAGAUGUGAAUGGAGCCUCGGCUGCUGAGUAAGUGGUACUGAAUAAUAUAUAAUGUGGAGCAGUAGUAAGUGAGUUUUGUUUCAGUCAUGCAUUGAUUCAUUCAUUCAUUUUAUUCAGCCUGUGGCAAAACAGAUGUCCUGUUUGACGACCUAAGAAAACUAGAUACUAACUUUUAUUUUCUUAAAUUUCUUUCAGCAACAUAGUGAUGUAGUAUAAUACGGAUCUGUGGUGUCAUGAGGAAACUAUUAGAAGUAACAACCGUGUCUUUGGGUCUGCACGUGUUGAAUGUACCUGCUGGUUUCCCCCCCUCAGGCGCUGACCUGAGAUCAGUUUUACUCUGCAUGUAUGUGAGGACGGCUUUAAAUAGAUAAAUGUUAAUAAGACAAGAGCAGUAGUAUGUGGUUGACCCCCCCUGGAUCCUAUUUUCAUGAACAAAGUCCUGACAAGUGACCAGUGCUGGGGAGACAUGAAUGUAACAGCUUUUCUUUCAAUCAUCAGUGUUAUAAGAUCAACUUUAAACUUUAAUUCAUGACUUGAUUUGUUUAAAAAAAAAAAAGCACUCUGAUUGUUUCCUCAUCUUUUUCUAUCCUUUAUACCCUCGCUGCUUUUCUCCUCCUCUUUUUCUCCCUCGCUCUCCAACUCGCCCUCCUCUUUCCGGUGCCAUCGCCACACAGCUGAAGUCUCAACGCUCGAUCACUCUUGUUUUUUAACUUUGUACAGUCAUCAACAGGUUUAUAAAUGAGAAACUCAGAGCAAUACUCUCUCUUUAUUUUGAGUCCGUCUCCUCGUAUUUCCAUUUGUCUUUUUUGUAAAUAGCAGAAGAAUGACAGUGGUGAGGAGGCGGCGCCGACCGGCUGAGGAGGCUUGGCUCGGCACAGUGUGUAGAGCCGAUGGUUCGGAGGAAUGUGCCAUGAGAAGCAUCUGUAAUCGAGCCUCUGAUUGUAGUGUGUGUGUGUGUGUAUGCAAUUUGUUUGUAUGCUCUGUAAAUGCUUUUGGCUUUUAAACCUGUAAUUAUUGUUAAUGAACUAAAACAGAGGAAUAAAUAAAGAAUUGCAAUAAAUUAUUCUACUUAAAAAACGGUGAGCGCACUGCAUGAGUGUUGUUGUUGUGUUUGCAGACAGGAGAGUUUUUUUUUUUUUUUCCACUUCUUCUCAGAACGGCAGAGCAGUAGUAAGAGCAGAGGAGGUUCUCCUCAGAGUUUGAGCAAGAAACACAACAGGAAAUAUUAGAAAACCGUCACCCACCCCCUCGUCUUCUACUGCACCCGUUUUUAGAGGAACUGAUGUUGCUCUUAAAUAGAAGUCGCUUGUAAAAUAGUUGGAUUUCUACAUAAUCAACGUUCACACAUAUCUGUGGUGCUGCAAGAAGCUGAGUCGAAAACACAGUCUCAUGUGUUAGAAAGCUGAAGGUCGUGACCUACAGUGAGAAGCCUCACCACCUUCAAACUGCAGCACACAACCAGCGUUCUACUUCCUGCUCUGCAGCUCGACACUCAGGUGUAAACACGGGUUAUUGAUGCACGUAUUUGCUUCUGGCCUGAAUUCAGAAUGUGUGAGGGUGUGUGUGUCAGACGCUGUGGAGGCCUGAGGAUCAUGACGUUGCUGUUGCACCUUCUACACGUGUGUUCUGUCUCUGUGGCUGCUGCUGCUGAUCAGCAGCAGCUGCCCUCAGUCACCUUGUGGUCUGUACGUGUUGCUUUUAUCGCGGUUCCUCACUUCAGGGAAGUCUGGGUGUCGUGUGCGUAAACCUGAAUGAGUUCCUGGUACUGCAACAAUACUGACAUGGUGUUUCGUGUGCGCCACACCACAGCAGUCACAGCAUCAAACUGAAGUUCAGACUGAUGUAAAGAUUGAAGCAGGCGUGCUGCUGAAGUCACAAUCACGGAUGGAGGUUAUUUAGAAACCGAAAAAUUAAAAUCAUGUACACAACAUAAGUUUUACAUUGUGAACAUCUUACUUUUGACCUAUGUACAGCCACAUGCUUAUGUUAAUAGUGUUUUGUGCCGGAUAUUUAUGUGGCGACCAGAGGUGAGAAUCUAGAAACUGCUUCAAAGAAAUGUUCCAGCACAACUGUCUUCACUAUGAAAUGGCAAAGAUGUGUUUCUUCUUUUGUUUUUGAAGUUUUAAUAAAUUAGACAUUUUACUGAUA
This is a messenger RNA of Platichthys flesus (European flounder), 8123 nucleotides long. It is a transcript of the gene clec16a, whose product is annotated as C-type lectin domain containing 16A. The record is from RefSeq and is a predicted model, not a curated record. Gene Ontology annotation, cellular component: endolysosome membrane; late endosome. Lineage: Eukaryota; Metazoa; Chordata; Actinopteri; Pleuronectiformes; Pleuronectidae. Bases 2102 to 4894 code for a protein of 930 amino acids. The transcript is spliced from 19 exons. Gene Ontology annotation, biological process: endosome to lysosome transport; endosomal transport; regulation of autophagosome maturation.